Tarenaya hassleriana is the source of this 1824-nucleotide messenger RNA. RefSeq names its product probable pectinesterase/pectinesterase inhibitor 54. NCBI's taxonomy places the organism in Eukaryota, Viridiplantae, Streptophyta, Magnoliopsida, Brassicales, Cleomaceae. The transcript has 3 exons. Gene Ontology annotation, molecular function: pectinesterase activity; pectinesterase inhibitor activity. The coding region runs from base 72 to 1679 and encodes 535 amino acids. The record is from RefSeq and is a predicted model, not a curated record. Gene Ontology annotation, biological process: cell wall modification.
CCCUUGUAGAAACCAAUAAAAUAACAUAUAUAUAUAUAUAACCUAUAAAAAAAAGAUUUGUUUUUUGAGAGAUGGGUAUUGCGGAUUUUGCUUUGUUUGGGGUAUUGAUGAGUGCCCUUAUUGUGGAUGCCACUAGGAGCAUGCCAUUUGCUUACCGAAACCGGUUCCGAAGGCAAUGCAGUCAAACACUGUACCCUUCUCUUUGUGUCCAAAGCUUACAAGAGUUCGGUUAUGGCGCACGAGGUUUUGAGCUUGUGUCUCUUAUCGUCAACAAGACCAUUUCCGAUUCCGAGAAGCUCACUCUCUCCUCCCAGCUCGUGUCUCUCGAAGAUUCAGAGUAUACGUCUUUGCUUUCUGUCUCGGAUUCAUGUGGACGGUUCAUGAAGAUGUCGACGAAACGGCUGAACCAAGCCAUGGAAGCUCUCAAUGAGUUGCCAUCGUCAAGAAAGCGAAGGCGAAGCAUCAAAGAUGACGUCACCACAUGGCUCUCCGCCGCCAUGACUUUCCAACAAGCAUGCAAGGACUCAGCCUCCUCCGGCGAUAUAUCCGGCGAAGCCUCCGCCGCGAUGAUCAGCCGCAUAGCCCAGAUGAUGGAUCACCUCUCCCGCCACGUCAGCAACUCCUUGGCCCUCGUCGACAGGGUCAAGGUAAAGUCAAGGAAGAGGUCAAAGUCAACGGUUUUUCCUCGGUGGGUCUCCACCGGAGAGAGGAGGCUUCUCGGGGCCCCCACAUCGAGGGGUAGGGUCCAUGCGGUGGUGGCCAAAGAUGGUUCCGGGGACUUCCGUACUGUGGCGGACGCCAUUGCGGCGGCUCCAAGAGAGGGCAGAAUCGUAAUUUACGUGAAAGCAGGUAUCUAUAAGGAGAAGGUAAACAUCGAGAGAGAUGACGUCACGUUGAUCGGAGAUGGAAAAGAUCGGACGGUCUUCGUCGGCGGCGAUAGCGUCGCCGGGGGAGCUUCCAUGCCAGAUUCCGCCACUUUCACUGUUACCGGAGAUGGAUUCAUCGGACGGGACAUUGGAUUCAAGAACACGGCCGGUCCAAUGGGACAACAAGCCAUAGCCCUAAGCAUUGCCUCGGACCGGUCAGUGUUAUACAGAUGCAGCAUUUCCGGUUAUCAAGACACACUCUACACUGUUGCUUUAAGACAGUUCUACAGAGAAUGCGAUAUUUACGGCACCGUAGAUUUUAUAUUCGGAAACGCAGCCGCGAUUUUCCAGCACUGCAAUUUAAUCCUAGGUCGCCCGUACGAUACAAGAGCCUACAAUGUGAUAAUGGCAAAUGGAAGAACCGAUCCGAAACAAAACACCGGAUUCUCUCUACAGAACUGCAAAAUCACAACGGAUUCGCAGUUUUCUCCCGUGAAAAGAAGGUAUAGCUCGUAUUUGGGGAGACCGUGGAAAGCGUAUUCGAGAUGUAUAGUGAUGGAAACGUAUAUAGAUGAGGCGAUUUCGGGGGAAGGAUGGGUGAAAUGGCUGAAUUCGGGGAGCGAUGAUGAAGGGACGUUGUAUUUUGGAGAGUACAAGAACUAUGGAGGAGGAGCGGGGCUCUCCGAGAGGGUGAAGUGGAGAGGCUUUCAUGUUAUGAGGUUUGAAGAUGCCAUGGAGUUCAGCGUUGGUGAGUUCAUUGACGGAGAUUCUUGGCUGCCCAAUACCGGGAUUAGUUUCACUCCUCGGAUUUAGCCAAAUAAAAAACGUUUUAUUAUAAACUCCUAAUACGUUUAGAAAAGUAAAGGGGAAAUUUGUGAUGCUUUAUUCACUUUGUACGCUUCCAUAUAUAUACAGAGCAAGAGAUAAGAAUGAAAUCUUAUCUUACAACAGAAAAAUA